AUGACAGCUCAGCAAUACCAGACCAUACUGGACUCUGUGGCUCCAUUAAAAACUGUGCAGCCCAAAGCUAAAUCUGAGCCCUGGUUUAACGGCAGAACCCGUGAAGCUAGGCGGGAGUGCCGCAGAGCUGAACGGAAGUGGAAGAAGGACAAGCUGCAGGUUUCCUUCCAAAUUCUUAAAGACUGUUGGCGCCGCUACCAGAGCACCGUUAAAGAAACAAAAAGACAAUACCUGGCAAACAUUGAGACCAACCAUCAUAACCCACCGUUUGACACCGUGGACCAUAGCAUCCUAGUGGCUCGGUUACGCCACCUAGUUGGCAUCGGUGGUACUGCGUUGGAGUGGUUCAAGUCCUACCUGACUGACAGAAGUUUAAGUGUAAGCCUUGGUACCUCGGAGUCCAGCCCCGCUCCACUGCUUGUCGGUCAGUGUAAGGAGGUGGACAAUGCUGCGAGGACACGGCAGGUCCCAAUGUCUCCCUCUGAUUUCCUAGACAAACUGAUGGGCAGGACAUCUGGAUAUGAUGCCAGGAUAAGACCAAACUUUAAAGGUCCUCCAGUCAAUGUUUCCUGUAACAUUUUCAUCAACAGCUUUGGCUCCAUUGCAGAAACCACCAUGGACUACCGUGUGAAUAUCUUCCUCCGUCAGCAGUGGAAUGACCCCAGGCUUGCCUAUGCAGAAUACCCAGAUGACUCGCUGGACUUGGACCCCUCUAUGUUAGACUCCAUAUGGAAACCAGACUUGUUCUUUGCCAAUGAGAAGGGGGCCCACUUUCAUGAAGUCACAACAGAUAACAAACUGCUCCGAAUAUUUAAGAAUGGGAAUGUUUUAUACUCUAUUAGACUAACAUUAACUCUGUCAUGCCCCAUGGAUUUAAAAAACUUCCCUAUGGAUGUUCAGACGUGUAUCAUGCAACUGGAGAGCUUUGGUUACACGAUGAACGACCUGAUCUUUGAGUGGCAGGCGAAUGGACCGGUCCAAGUGGCUGAAGGCCUCACGCUACCACAGUUCAUCCUCAAAGAUGAAUCAGACCUCAGAUACUGCACUAAGCAUUACAACACAGGUAAAUUCACUUGUAUUGAAGUGCGGUUCCACCUGGAGCGUCAGAUGGGCUACUACCUGAUCCAGAUGUACAUCCCCUCUCUGCUCAUUGUCAUCCUGUCCUGGGUCUCUUUCUGGAUCAACAUGGACGCUGCCCCAGCCAGAGUGGCACUAGGCAUCACCACUGUCCUCACAAUGACAACACAGAGUUCAGGCUCCAGGACUUCACUGCCUAAGGUCUCUUAUGUCAAGGCCAUAGACAUCUGGAUGGCAGUGUGUCUUCUCUUUGUCUUCUCUGCACUGUUGGAGUACGCUGCUGUCAACUUUGUGUCAAGACAACAUAAGGAGCUGCUGCGAUUCAGACGGCAUCACAAGAGUAAAAGCAAGAACAGUGAAGGUGCAGUUGAUCCAGAGGAGCUAGCUGAUUCCCUCCGUCGUGUUAAUGUUGACAACGGCCUGAAACCAACAGACCCUCCUUAUGGAUCUAUGACCAACAUCUACACACGCAACCACAGGGAAGGGGAAGUACAUGAGAGCAAACUGACCUCCACGGCUGCUGUGACCUCCACUCCAAGCAACAGCAAGGACUCCAAGGCCAGCGCCAACAACACUGUGACUGUGCUCAACACCCCAGGACUCCCAGCCAACACCAGCCAGACUCCAUCAGCAGGUGGAGGGGGUAAAAGCACUGAAGAGAUGAGGAAGUUAUUUAUUGACCGAGCUAAAAAGAUUGACACUGUGUCGAGGGCCGGCUUCCCUCUGGCCUUUCUCUUCUUCAAUAUAUUCUACUGGGUUCUUUAUAAGAUACUUCGACAUGAAGAUGUACAUAAGCAAUAGAGAAAGAAAAAAUAUUGAUUAUUUAUAUACUGUGUGUAGACAAAAACACACAUCCUUGUACCACUAUUCAUAUGAGGACACCUUAUCACUUUUGUUUCCCUUUUCCUUUACUCUGACCACGAGAACCAUUCAGGAUGAAAACAUGUCAAAUCACUUCUUUCCAAUAAGGUGCAAAAACUGUCCACAGCAGAAUGGAGAAAUUGUUUUUUCAUUUUAAGUACAAAGCAAGGUGCUCACUUAAGGAUACUGCUACUUAUGAACAGAGUUGAUUGUUUACACAUAAGGACAGAGUCUGAAUUUAAAAGUCUUGAAUAGUAUGCAUGAACAUAUUCAGCAUAAAGCCAGUAUAAAUUCACAAAUUACAACCCUGAUUCCCAAAAAAUUAAGACAUUGUCUUAAAUAUAAAUAAAACAGAAUGCAAUAGUUUGCUCAUCCCUUUGACAUGUAUUUAAUUGACACUGCACAGAGACAAUAUUUUUAUUAAACUGAUCAACUUUUUAUAGGAAUUUUCAGGAAUUAAAUCAUUUGAAAAUCACUAAGAAAUAAUAACAAAACAUUUUAAUUUGUGAAGAACUUUUCAUUGUCAAAAUCAAUCCCAAGGUGCGUACAACAAUAUUAAAACAGGUUUAAAAACAAGAGCACAACAAUACGUUUAAGAAGAGGCUUUUUUAAAGAGAAAAGUUUUUAGGCCUUUCUUACACAAUGUCAUUUCUUAGACGCUUUUAUCCAAUAUUUCUUGAAAGAGUCUGUUGAUUGUUGAGCCCUCAGGUGGUCUCUCCACAGGUGAGGAGCAGCCAGAGCCUAGCCCUGGAGGCUGUAGGAUGGCUCUGUUUCCAGAGUGGAGGUUACGUGAAAAGGUUUGUGAUGUGAGGAGUUCAAGAGCCCUGAAAUUCAUGUGAUGAUGAUUAGGUGAUGAGAUGGCAAGAAAACAACUGAAUGAUUAACAUGACAGUGUCAUACAGAAAGGGAGCUUUAAACCAGUAUCACUGUGCACAAAUUAUCAGGUCACUUGUACACAAACCUUGGUUUAUAACACAUACAUUAACUAUAAGCUUAGAAGAAGAAUGAGAAGAAUCAUAGCAGCUAUAUGGAACUGCAGUAUUUCAAACGUCUGGAGACCUUUUAUUUAAAAAAACAUC
Messenger RNA from Centropristis striata (black sea bass), 3017 nucleotides. Its product is annotated as glycine receptor subunit alpha-3-like. Gene Ontology annotation, cellular component: plasma membrane; neuron projection; synapse. Gene Ontology annotation, molecular function: transmitter-gated monoatomic ion channel activity; transmembrane signaling receptor activity; chloride channel activity. Lineage: Eukaryota; Metazoa; Chordata; Actinopteri; Perciformes; Serranidae. Gene Ontology annotation, biological process: chloride transmembrane transport; signal transduction; nervous system process. The record is from RefSeq and is a predicted model, not a curated record. The transcript has 12 exons. The coding region runs from base 1 to 1878 and encodes 625 amino acids.